Messenger RNA from Amoebophrya sp. A120, 7222 nucleotides. The record is from the annotation of a GenBank genome assembly. NCBI's taxonomy places the organism in Eukaryota, Dinophyceae, Syndiniales, Amoebophryaceae.
AGGAUUUUUGCGUGUGUGUUGCUUCGCGAUAGUUGGAUAAGAAGCCGGAGGCGCAAUAGUCAAUUAACAGGAAAUUAGAUUGUCACUAGGUCUGAAGAAUGUGCGUGUAGCAACACGAGUCGUUGCAAAAAUGGACGCGCCGUACCGUCCCCCAGCGUCCGAGGUCCGUUCGGUCUUUCUUGCGUCACACGGUGCAGCUGACCAGAGCCCGGGCUUCGGCUAUUCAGCGGGCGGGGGGAGUAGUAGCUCUUCUCCCAUGAAAGCGCCGCAAUUUUCGUCAGCAGGAUCCAGAACAGCUCCAAGUGGUUUAGCCAGUAACACGACAAAUCCACUGCUCGCGAUGAACAAUGGCGGUUCACUCUCCGGCAGUGGUUCACUUCCCCCAGCAGCGCUCGGCAUGAAUGUUGGCCUUGAUGCGCAGUUUGGUGGCUCAGCCGGGUCUGGGGGCGGAGGUGGAGGUGGGUUCGGUGGAGGAGGCUUCGGCCCGGGAGGGUAUCUGAACAACAGCUUGACUUCGACCAGCGGGAACAAAACGCCCAAGCAAGUCGUCCACAACUACCUGUCCGGCGCGGAUCCACGGCAAUUUUCCCCGGUGCCGUUGCCGCGGAUAGGACAAGAUGGCGGCGGACCGCAGUCGACCACGGAUCUCGCGUAUUACAAUGGUUUUGAAUCGUUGCUUGAUGUCUUCACUUCGUUUUGAUGCCAUCACGCACAGUUCUGUCGCAGUACUCUCCUCUGCCUGCAUCAUGCAAGUACGCAUUUUUAACAUUUCACGUCCACGUGAUCUAAGUACCAAGCCGCUUUCGUUGCCUGAGACUCCAACUUACAACUUUAUGUUGGAUGCAAGCUCAACUUACGAAAGCUACAAUAGAUAUGUGACCAGUUGAAGAUCCUUGUUGUGCUUUUUUUCAUGUGCUUCAAGGAUAAUCUGAGUCGCACAAUGAAACUCCGCUACAACAUCAUCUCCGUGCACCACAAAAUUAAGUUUCUGUUUGAUUUAAAAGUAAGCGUUUGUUGGCACCACGCACAGUCCUUUCGCAUUCAUGCUUUGAAUCCGCUUUCGUUGCCUGAGACUCCAAUUUACAAUUCUAUGUUGGGUGCAAGCUCAACUUACGAAUGCUACACUAAAUCAGUGACCAGUUGAAGAUCCUUGUUGCGCUAUUUUUCUAUGUGCUUCAAGGAUAAUCUGAGUCGCACAAUGCAAGAACAGAAACUCCGAUCCAACGUCAUUUCCGUGCACCACAAAAUGCGCGGAAGAUUUUGCAGCGUCGUGACCCACCUUCAUAUUAAAGUGUCAAUGCAAGAAAUCGUUUUCUAUACAGCUUUCUCCGCAAUAGUUUGGAGCAGGAGACUAUGAACUGCAAAAGCAUUGUACUGUUAUAAAUUGCAUUACAAAUUAGCCCAGCAUUUGAUUUGUAAUGCUGAUUUACCUUGAGAAAGAGAUUUGUAAUGCAUAAAUGCAAUUACUACGAGUGCGAUACUUUUGCACAGAAUAGAGACCAAACGCGUCGCCGUGAUCAACGAACGUCUUGGUUUUAUCAAAUGUAAAAAUGUCUGGGUCUGGAAGAAUGCAACUUGUGAUGCGCAUUUCAGAACACACAAAAAUCUCUGAUGCAUAGGCAGCAAAAGCUGCUCACUUUCUGUCACCAAAACGGGGGAUUUGUCAUGCGGAUUCGGCAUUGCGGAAGCUUCUCGAAACCUGUGAUGCUAGAGCUUCCAUGCCAGACCUUGUGUGUCAUGCAGAAACAGCAUGAUCUUCCAGACCCAGACAUUUUUACAUUUGAUAGGUUUCCUGGAGGACCAAAACCGCACCUUUCGCGAGCUCUGCUGGGAUAUGAAAUGCAAAAGCAUCGUACUCGUAUAAAUGCAUUACAAAUUUCCUCAGCAUGAGAGAGAAAAUUUGUAAUGCGGAUUUCCCGUAAGAUAAAGAUUUGUAAUGCAAGCCUUGCACUCAUACGAAUACGAUACUUUUGCACAGGAUAUGGGACAAGAUUGCGCAUUUGGAAAAGGAAUCGCUGAAUUUGAAGGAGCAAGUGCUGGACAAGAUGAUGUCCAUGGAGCAAGCGCAGCGUAUAGGAAUGUUGCUUUUUUCUCUGUAAUUCAUGCACGAUCUCCUGCAGCAGCGACAGACAUACUAUUCCAUUCUAUUCGCUGUCGUGCAGGUGCAUGACGAUGGCAAGAUUGAUUCAUUGAGCGGCGAAAUAAAAUUAAAAAAGGUAUAAACCUCCAAGAGCACGCCAUGCAGGUGACCGCGCUGUCGCAGAAAGUGGACGACUUUGCGUCAGAUGAGUCGACGCAGGAGCGGGUGCAGCGAGCGUUGCUGAAGGAAUUGGAUGAGUUGAAAAUCGUCGAAAACAUUCAAAACAUGAGCGGUAGCUUGAAAGCCAGCGUGGCGAAGAUGGAGGACAGAAUACGGCACACCGGGGAACAUGCGGAGCAGGUAAGAAUCUCUGGUUUUUUUGUCAUGCAAGAAUGACAGCACAAAGGUGUUUUGUCAUGCAGAAAUCCAAUUGUUCUUUUGCUCUCCCAUCAUGAUGACAAAAUCUCACUUUCUCGAGCUGUACGGUCCACCUCUACGGAGGACCGGGUGCCAGCCGAAAACUAAUAUCCAAGAAUUCCAACUGAUUUUCAAGACAGAGAAGACUACAGAGAUGACGUUGAACUUGUGAUGCAAGAAUUUCAAACGCAGAUGUUGGGCGUUUGUGAUGCAGAACAUGCUUGGUACACACAAUCUAUUGUAUCAGAUGCUCCAGCAGAACUUGAAAAACGCAAAGGCGGACAUUGACUCCCUCAUUGACAUGAAGUUGAAGGAAUUCGUCGUCGCCCAUCUAGUCCCGAUUCAGAAGGAAAUUUCCGGGUUUUCCAACCAGCAAGCCAUGAAAAACAAGGAGGUUGAGUUUUCCCUCCAGACACUGGAUUCCACGGUAGAUCGAAAUCGAAACGAAACGGUCGAAGCGCUGGCCGAGACAAGGAGGUCGACGGUGGAUAGCAUACGGCAGCUGGAGAAGGAAGCUCAAGUGGCCAGGGAACAGUAUUCUGAUUUGAAAAUAUGUGUGGUUUCGACGUGGUUCUUGUCCAAAAGAAAUAUAUGGUCCUGCAACACGCGUUACGCGGUGGUGUGGUGUUUGCUUGUGAAGAUGCUUCAGACGUGAUAACAUCGUGCGUAAGAUUCUGCAGCCUGCUGUGAUGGAGUAUUAAAACGAUCAGCGUCUAUUUCAUACCACGCGAAUGCCCUUCAGCUUUUCAAGUUGAGCCUUUUGCUUUGCCACGGCAGGCACCAGUUGUGCUUUUUUCCCCGCACUCGACACCUUCGCUUUUUUCACUCUUGCUUGUCCUGUACUGGGAUUUAUGUUUUGUGAAUCUAAAAAGUGGGCUGUCAUUCGAAUCUUUUCCUCCACUGCGCACUUUAUUCCAAUCGAGCCGGCUGCUCCGCAACGUAGAACUGGGUGCCGGCGGCCGCUGCCGCAUUUGUUCGCCGUUGCAAAAGUUUUCUUCCGCAUGUCCAUCCUGCGCAACGUCAUUCACGAUGCUACGCUUGACGAUUAAUUUCCUUGCGCUCGACACCAUGCAGGGAUACGUCACCCAGCACGUCAUGAUCCAUUCUCACUUUGGAUCCAUUUUUUUUGCUGUGACAACUGCAGCAUCGCGAAACCGCAUGUAGAUCAUCUACCGCAACUUCUCCGGUUACCCACCACUAACAAACAAUUACCAGGCUCCAAGAAAAGCACACCGCGCUGGAAAUAUCCCACGGCCAGCGGCUCACCAAGGUCACGAACGACGCAGAGGAUAUCCGCGAGAAGCUUGUCCCUACCGAGGUGAACAAACUCAAAGAGGAAUUCAUCGAGAAUUUCGACAAGUACCAAAAGCAGUUCGAGUCCAAGAUGUUCAAUCUCCUCGCCGUGCGCGAGAAGGAAGAGGCAGCGGCGCUACCAGCCCAGAACCAGGCGGCGAUAGCACAGUUGACACAAACGGUUUUUCAAAAUGCAGAAGUGCUAGAACAGGUGAAGUUUCAGGUGCUGUAUCCACAGUAAAUUUCCCGUAAACGUACAAAUGCGGUCUCCGCAUGACAAAACUUGGCUUCGAUCCUAGUUUAGCAUGGCAAGUUUUACGCUCCAAAUUGGCGAAAUUUGUGAUGCGUCUUGUACAUGUGCGGGAGAUUUGUAUUGCAUAUGCUAGAAAACGUGAAGAACUUCGGAUCCAUGCGGCAGGAGUUCGGGUCGGGGAUAAUGGCGUCGAAGCAGGACUAUCCUGUGCAAAAGUAUCGUACGCGUAGUAAUUGGAUUUAUGCAUCACAAAUCUCUUUCUCAAGGUAGAUCAGCAUUACAAAUUCAAUCAAUAUGUAAUGCUGGGCUAAUUUGUGAUGCAAUUUAUACUAGUGCAAUGCUUUUGCAUUGCAUAAGGACCUGGAUUUGGUGCGCGGCGGGCUGGAAAAAGUAAAGAAGUGGGCGUUAUCAAAUGUAAAAAUGUCUGGGUCUGGAAGGUUGGAACUUGUCAUGCUGAAUCUGAAUCAUGCAAGAAAUCUGUGUUGCGUGAUUACCAACAGCCGUCGUUUUUUACCAAGUUGAGAGGCAAUUUCUCAUGCAGGAUCGGCAUGCUAGAGAUCUCACAGAGUUUGUCAUGCUAGGCGCUGCAUUUCAGUUCUCAUGAGUCAUAGAAAACCUGCAUGACAAACCUGGUAACCUUCCAGACCCAGACAUUUUUGCAUUUGAUAGGCGUGCGAAUUAGACAACCAGCUACGGGAUUUUGAACAGCAGAAGGGCUUCUUAAUGAAUAACGCGGGCGGGGGAGCAGUUGCGACAGAGACUUUGUCGAAGAGGAUAGAACAGCUGGAGAGAGGUAUAUAGAUAGCAUGGUGAAAUUGUUUGUCGUCGUAUUAUUUAUGCGGAAAUGAAUGCGGCAUGAGCGAGGGCAGCGUGCUGAGGUAGUACAACAAACAUGUUGAACUGUAAUGUUAAAGACCAGUUCUUGCGCGGUAUACUAGAAAUUGUUUCAAUUCCACUAUGACCCAGACACCGAGCGUCGCUUCGAAGCUUCUGAGCGCCGGCAUGCGGAAACUCUGAUCAACGUAACGCGCUCGCGUCCCAGCUCACCACAACGAUCCAGCAUGAAUAACAACUUCCGAAACAGCGGGAACAACCAAAUGCCUUCCUCCUCUAGCAGGUCCCGUUCCGCCGCGAAUCAGCAAGCUAUUAGAAAGUCAAUCUCCAGCACGCUGGCACAGUCAAUCGAAUCGGUGAUCAGCAAUGGGACAGCAUCGAACUUCGCCGACCCAGCGCAGCAGAUGCUCAACAGUAGCCUAAACACGGGUAGCAUCGAGAAAUCGUUACCUAUCUCGAAAGCGGAGUUCUCCAAGAUUCUGAAGCAGCUGGAGCAGGAGCUGCGCGCCGUAGCAGAGGCGACGGAGAUAGAAUUGGAUGUGCUGCGAAACGAGGUAUUCGAGCACGUGGAAGACAAAUCCGGAAUAACGCUGAACCAAGUGGAAGACUCCCUCCGCGCGUUUGAACAAACCGUCGCGACAAACGCAGUAUGCAUUGCAAAUAUGUCUGGGUCUGGAAACUUGUGAUGCAAGAAAGGGAAUAGUGAACUGACUUACUAUGAUGCGCUGCCAAGCAUGACGAGUUUUUUUCAUGGUUCUGAGUUGGGUACUCCGCAUGACAAACACAAACCGCGUUUUUGCAUGACAGGGAGGAGGAGCUCUUCGCAGCCAUGCAACACAGAGUUCAGAGUCAUGCCGGCGGGCAUGACAAAUCUCGCAAUCCCCCAGACACAGACACUUUUGCAGUUGAUGCGCAGCUUUGAUGAACAACAACAGCAGACCAGCGAUCGCCGACAUCGACCCCGCGAUACCGACGAAGCUGUCGGUGUUGGACCGAAAGUGCGAUGACAUUACGAGCAGAGUAGACCGGGAACUACACGACAUGAAGAGGGAUCUGGGGUCACAGGUAUAGAGGGUAGAGUUUCAUUUUCGGGCGCAGUGAACUGAUUGCCAGAUGAGGUGGCGUGCUUAAACAAAAAUGUUAUUAUUUGCCAUCAUUAGAUCUUCAUUUUCUUCACCUACUUCCAGGCCCAACAAUUUUCCCGCGACUUGGAUCUCACCGAAGCGCGGGCGCGCGAGGCAAACUUGGAUUUGCAAUUGAAGCAGGAGCGACUGGAGAAGAUGAUUCUGCAGGAGCGUAGCAGCGCCGGGGCGAUCUCCGCCGCUUACGCAGCCGCGGAAAGACGAGGGCGGGCGGGAAUUUGAUCAGGAGGAUAGUGCUACUUCGACGAUGCCUUUUCUCGCAUGCUCCUGAAGACAUCAGCGUCGGUCGCCAGCAUGCGACGAUCGCCGCGCUGUGCUGGCUGCGUGCGAAAAAGGGCCCGAACAGAUUGUUAUUCUGUUUUUUUUUUGUUGAGCAACGAGAACGAGAGCGAAAGGUCAAAUUUACAAGCAGAAGCAGUAUGUAAAACAAAAAACCUGAGGCAGACCAUGAACUGCAGAAGUUUACCAGAUUAUCACAUCAUCAGCGACCACAAGCGCAGCUUCAAUUACCUGCGGUUAGUAGAGAUGAACAACUGCGCCCGCGUCUUGUGGAGCAGUAUUGUCCUCAUGUGCUUUAUUCAAUAAUCAAACAACGCAAUUACGAGUAAUAGAAUACUGUAAUGUAGUGUAGUAGGUGGCUCAUAUUUACACCACGAAGACACGAUAGGGACAGGGAGUAUAGAGUACUUCUCUUACGCGGAACAGCUGGUUCCGAUAUGAAAGCUACUCGCAGCGCGAUUCCGACGGUUAUUUUAUUGAAGGAAAAUUUACAGUUUGUAGUGAUGGUCUACGAAUUCAAAAUGAAUGUUUUGUUCGGGUGUUUUUCAUUGACCAAUACAACCUACCCGCACUAGAAAGUUUACUUCUUCUAUCGCCGCGAUACAUGCAUCAGAAGUUGUUGCGGUGCUGUCCUAGGGGAUGGAGAAUAAUGAACUUGUACUUGAAUGGUCUGUCCAUAACUACUGACAAGAACUCGCAAUAUACCAGCACAUUAAAAACGACUGACUGCACAUGGAGAUGCCAAGGAAAGUUUUUUUCGAAUUCACGAGCGCGCAGGACGUCGCAAGCACGCAGGUAGACGGAGCAAUCCGUAAUGUGAGACUCGCAUCGCGGAAGUUGAGUUUCGCUUUCACAGUGCUCGCGCUUGCGCUUUGCAAAAUAGAAAUGAAUGGUGUGAAACAUAUUUGAUCCGAAAGAAGCUAC